CUGACUAAAUAAAGAUGAGAUCAUACAGCAGCAUGAGGACACGCUUUCACCAUCACAGCCUGAGUCUCCUGUUCCUUUUACUAUCAGUGAUCUUCAGCUCUGCUGGUGAAUCUUCAGUUCAGGAUCUGAUCGGUGCUGUAGGAGACUCUGUUACAUUCCCCAUCAGUGUCCCUGUUUCUGGUAAUAUAAUUUAUAACGGUAACACAGUUGGAUUUGUGUUAAAUAAACAGAGUGACUCAGAGCUGAGUGAAAAGUUUGUGAAUCGUCUUCAGUGGGUCAGUCAGAGUGGGUUCUUCACUCUCUCAGACCUGAGAACAGAUGAUUCAGGACUUUACACAGUGGAGAGCACUAAAGAGCAGAGGGGAAAACAGGAUUAUCAGUUGGAGGUGUACGAGAGAGUUUCAGCUCCUCAGGUGAUGAACUCAGCCUCCAGUUCUUCAGAGUUCUGUUCAUUCCUGUGUUCUGUGAGGAACGUCAGAGGACUGAAGCUGUCUUUAUAUGAAGAUGGUGUUUUAUUAAACCACACCAGCAGCAGCGACACAUCCGACAUCACACUGAAUCUUCAUCUAGAAAUAAAGAAGAUGAACAAUUACAGAGAGAGAACCUUCAGCUGUGUGGCUUCCAACCCAGUCAGUAACAAGACAACCUCAAUAAACAUCACACACUACUGCUCUCUGAACACAGGAGCUGUUGUUGGUCCUUCUCAGAGCAGUGUCUCUGUUAGUGUCAUAUGCACUGUGCUGUUAGCAGGGGCAGUAAUGACCGUGUGUGUGUGUCUGUGGAAAAGGAAACUAAAUAAAGCCAGUCACUGUAUAGAAAGCAGUUGGGUUUCACAGCUCUGA
Molecule: messenger RNA, 842 nt
Organism: Clarias gariepinus (North African catfish)
Lineage: Eukaryota; Metazoa; Chordata; Actinopteri; Siluriformes; Clariidae
Product: SLAM family member 7-like
Exons: 5
Coding region: 15-842 (275 amino acids)
Source: RefSeq, a predicted model, not a curated record